This is a messenger RNA of Ruditapes philippinarum (Manila clam), 2031 nucleotides long. RefSeq names its product glutaminase kidney isoform, mitochondrial-like. Gene Ontology annotation, molecular function: glutaminase activity; protein binding. The record is from RefSeq and is a predicted model, not a curated record. Lineage: Eukaryota; Metazoa; Mollusca; Bivalvia; Venerida; Veneridae. The transcript has 15 exons. Gene Ontology annotation, biological process: L-glutamine catabolic process. Bases 131 to 1843 code for a protein of 570 amino acids.
AUACUUCAGUGGAAUUAGGCCGUAUUGUAUAUAAUAACAUAAAGUAGUCCGUAUAAGAAUUACAUUGACUUGACGCGGUUAUUAUAUUUGUGGGAUUAUUGCAUACGAUUUUAAAGUGAAAGUAAGAAAUAUGUCGGAUAGUGUGAAAAAAUUAAGGAGGCGAGAUUCCAACUUGAAAGAAUGGCAAGAUGGCCUUGAACAACUUCUGGCAUCUGGAAUGGAAGACUUUGAGGAGAAAUUAUUUAGCUUCUUGUGUGAUCACAAUGGCCUUGUUUCUAUGGACAGGUUCAAUAAUCUUCUCGAAGAGACUGGUUUACGGGGGACAGAUUUUCGUUUAAAAGAAACGAUGACAAAGUUCCGGGCGGUUCUAGAGAGGCAACUGCAUAAUGAAAAUGAACUGAGAGGAUUGGUGGACAAAGAAAUAUUCCUCGACUGCGUGUCCGACAACAUUGUUGUUAUAUCAAAAGCACUGACCAGCCAGUUUGUGAUACCGGAGUUCAAGCCUUUUACAGACAUUAUAGAUAAAAUAUUCGAGUCGUGUAAAGAAAAUCUCCUCGGUCUGCCUGCUCAAUAUAUACCACAACUUGCACGGGGAAAUCCGAAACACUGGGGCGUCUCAAUUUGUACAGUAGAUGGCCAAAGAUAUGACUUAGGAGAUACGAACAUACCAUUUUGUCUGCAGUCUGUUGUAAAACCAUUGAACUACGCUUUGACGUUAAAUGAUCUAUCCCCAGACGUGGUCCACAAAUACGUGGGUCAGGAACCCAGUGGGAGAUCAUUCAACGAGCUAACACUCGAUUAUCAACAUAAGCCCCACAAUCCAAUGAUUAAUGCAGGCGCUAUUGUGAUUUCUUCAUUGCUAAAGAAGGGAUUGGUUAUUGCUGAUAGAUUUGAUUACGCAAUGGAUGAGUUACGUCGGUUAGCAGGUCAGGAACACGUUUCUUUCAAUAAUUCAGUUUACCUAUCUGAGAGAGCUACAGCUGACAGAAAUUUUGCUUUGGGUUAUUACAUGAGAGAAAACAAUUGUUUUCCUCCAGAAGCAGAUCUUGUUGAAACUCUCGAAUUCUACUUUCAACUGUGCUCCAUAGAAGUUACAGCACAAUCCGGUGCUGUUAUAGCCGCCACUCUGGCUAACGGUGGGAUUUGCCCUACAACUGGAGACAACGUGCUCGAUCCUCAGGCUGUACAGAACACAUUGUCACUAAUGCAUUCCUGUGGCAUGUAUGAUUAUUCCGGACAAUUUGCAUUUAAGGUUGGGCUACCUGCAAAGUCUGGGGUAGCUGGAGGUGUAUUGUUGGUGAUUCCCAAUGUAAUGGGGAUCUUCACCUGGUCCCCACCGCUAGAUCAGUGGGGAAACAGCAGUAGAGGGGUACAGUUCUGUGAGGAACUAGUAGAAAAUUUCAAUUUCCACAACUAUGACAAUUUGAAACACACCAAUAAGAAGUAUGAUCCCCGAGGUCGUGCAGUGGAGUCCAAGGCGCAAGAUGUUGUCAAUUUACUCUUCAGUGCUUACAAUGGUGACGUCACUGCCAUGAGAAGGUAUGCUUUGCUCGGCAUGGAUAUGUCUUUGGCAGACUAUGACGGUAGAACGGCUCUCCAUCUUGGGGCAGCUGAAGGUCACGAACCAAUUGUCCGAUUCCUGGUUGAAAAAUGCAAAGUGAAUGCUCAUCUGAAGGACAGAUGGGAUUUCACGGCUUAUGAUGACGCCAAACGAUUCAAGCAUGACAACAUCGCAGAAAUUCUUGCAGAUUAUAUGAAAACAAAUCCGAAACCAGCAGAUGGAAAAUCUUUUUCUUCUUCUGUUCAGGAAGUCAACACAUUCAUGUCCAAAUUAACCACAUAGAAUUUGUUAAGCAUAUUAUCUCUCUGAAAGAGGAAAAUGGGCCAAUGUUAUACACGAUGUAUGCGUUCGACAAUUGAGUCGUGUCGCGACAAAACCAACAUAAUGGCUUUGCGACCAGCAUGGAUCCAGACCAGCCUCCGCAUCCGCGCAGUCUGAUCAGGAUCCAUGCUGUUCGCUAUCAGUUUCUU